UUUUAAUAAUAAAAAACAGAGCAACAAGAUGACGAUGCGCCCAGAUGACCACCGUAGAAAAUGGGACAAAGCUGAGUACCAGAAGCUGGCCCAGGAGCGACUGCUCAAUCAAGCAGUCACAAAGGAGGAGGAGCCUGUGCAGCGGGAAAAUCUUAAAAGACGGGACUACAAGGUGGAUCUUGACAGUAAGUUGGGCAAGAGCGUUGUGAUUAACAAAAACACUCCCACAUCGCAAUCUGGCGGCUACUAUUGCAAUGUGUGUGACUGUGUUGUGAAGGAUUCAAUUAAUUUUCUGGACCAUAUAAAUGGAAAAAAGCACCAACGCAAUCUGGGCAUGUCAAUGAAGGUCGAGCGGAGCACCGUUGAUCAAGUGAAGGAGCGCUUUCAACAAAACAAAAAGAAAAUGGAGGAGAAACAAAAAGACUACGAGCUAGAAAGAAGAUUACGCGAGGCCAAGGAGGAAGAAGACCGCUAUAAAGAACAUAGAAAGGAAAAAAGAAAAGAACGCAAACGAAAAGCAGAUGAUGCCGACGACUUUAGUACUGGCUUACCUGACGACAUGGCUGCCAUAAUGGGUUUCUCUGGUUUUGGUGGGUCAAAGAAAAACUCUUAAGCUUUAAGUGGUUAAUUCGAUUAUUUUUAGCUGUAAUGUACAAAAUAAUACAUAAUAAAAGUAGUAGUGGAAUAAAAAUACACUCGAACAAGAGAA
Molecule: messenger RNA, 709 nt
Organism: Scaptodrosophila lebanonensis
Lineage: Eukaryota; Metazoa; Arthropoda; Insecta; Diptera; Drosophilidae
Product: zinc finger matrin-type protein 2
Exons: 2
Coding region: 29-613 (194 amino acids)
Biological process (GO): mRNA splicing, via spliceosome
Cellular component (GO): U4/U6 x U5 tri-snRNP complex; spliceosomal complex
Molecular function (GO): nucleic acid binding; zinc ion binding
Source: RefSeq, a predicted model, not a curated record